UAAAAUACAUUAAAAUACAGAAACAGAAAGCAUUGAUGAUGAUAUUAGACCAGCUGUUCUGUAUUUUACAACAGUUGAUUUUCACUUGUGCUCUGUUGGGCUUAUUUUCGAUUCUUGUGGUAAUUGAAUUAGUUAUAUUUAAUUUAGACGUUUGAAGGAUAAAAUAGUGUUUUUGUUUGCUGUUAUCCAUAAUGAGUUUCCCAUUGACGAAUCCAAAUAAAGAUUCGAAUAGAGCGGCCUGUAAAAAGUGUGGAUAUGCCGGUCAUUUGACUUAUCAGUGUCGGAACUUUUUAAAGGUCGAUCCCGACAAAGAGAUUUUAUUAGACGUUGAAAGCACAAGUUCUGAUUCGGAACUUGAUUGUAUGACCCCACUUACUGACCUUCGUAUGAAAGAAAUAAAGGAAAAGGAGGCUGAACUUUCGCAGAAGCAACAAAAGAAAAAGAUAAAAACUCAGAAAACGAAAAGAAAGAGAUCCAAACAUAAGAAAACCAAAAAGAAGCACAGCAAAAAGAAAAAUAAGAAACAUAAAAAAACUAUUAGUGAAAAUAGCACCACAUCUGACUCCUCCAUUUCUAGUUCUUCGUCAACCUUAACUACGUCUUCCUCAAGCGAAGCUAGUACCGAAUCCGAUUCUAGCGACAACGAAGAGUCUUCCACGAGCAUAUCUGAUGCACAAGGUCAUAAAAUGAAACGAAAGGGGAAAUAUAAACGAAAAGCAGAUGACGCACAAAUCAGGCGUAAGAAACUUAAAGUGAAACGUAAGCGUUACAGGGCUACCAAUACCACGAGCGAUUCGGAAGAUGAAUCCAGCUCGGAUUGAUUAAGAAAACGAAAGAAUUUAUAGAGACAAAUUACAUUAGCAUUAGGAUUCCUAAACUGCCACGAUAAGUUGUACUCAUCUUUCUGUUUUCAUUAAUUUGAUAGAUUUUUAGUAUAGUUUCAUAAAAUAUGUAGAAUUAUAACCUUUGUGGUCCAACAUUUGCACACAAAAAAAAAAAAAAAAAAAAAAAAAAAAAAAAAAAAAAA
Messenger RNA from Glossina fuscipes, 1027 nucleotides. Its product is annotated as protein SREK1IP1. Gene Ontology annotation, molecular function: zinc ion binding; nucleic acid binding. Lineage: Eukaryota; Metazoa; Arthropoda; Insecta; Diptera; Glossinidae. The transcript has 2 exons. The coding region runs from base 192 to 821 and encodes 209 amino acids. The record is from RefSeq and is a predicted model, not a curated record.